Molecule: messenger RNA, 1305 nt
Organism: Symbiodinium natans
Lineage: Eukaryota; Dinophyceae; Suessiales; Symbiodiniaceae
Source: the annotation of a GenBank genome assembly
AUGCGGGGCAUCAACUUGCCAGCGACGCAGGGCACGAGCAACGCGGGGAACUUCCUUCCAGGAGUUUAUCCCUUCGACUACUCUGCGGCCGACCUGGACAAGGCUCGCCAGAAGGGCUUCGACGCCCUGCGGCUGCCGGUGAACGUGUCAACUGCCGACGCCCCUGCAGCACUUGGGUCGAUCCGCGCAUACUUCGACUCCUUUGGCGGCCAAGGCCUCCUUUGCUUCUUCGAGGAGAGUUCCGACCCCCAGGCCGCACCCCACGGCAGCGGCUGCGCAGACGUCGCAGCGGCCAGCGCCACCUGGAUGAAGGCUCAUGCAGCCUUCUCCGACACCGGCGUGCUCUACGAGAUCUUCAACGAGCCUUUUGGAUACAAAAUGGCGGAAGAGUACCUCCACAACAUGCUGCUAAUCCUCCACUACGCCCAGCUCCCCGUCGGCCGCUGCGUGCUGGAUGGCUUCGGUUAUGCAGACGACGUUCAGGUGCUCCAUCGCCUGGGAUGGCAAGGCUAUCUGGCCUAUCACUUCUACCCGAACUGGUUGCCGGAGGGACAGCGGACCGAGCAGGACUACGCGCGGAAGGUCUCGCAGGACUUGGCGGGCAUUCAGGACCGCACGUUGAUCACGGAAUUUGGGGCCGGCCUGGAUUUGUCUGACGACCAGAAGGCUGGUCGCGAGCCAUCCGAGGAUGCCCAGUGCCUUCGCGGUCUUGCUGCAGCUGUGCGGCAGCUGCCUUCGCUGCAAGGCGCCUUUCACUGGCACGGCUGGGACAACGGAGACUCCUAUGACUUCUGGGGUCCCGGCAACCAGCUGGGUGCAGAUCUGGUCCUGGCCGUGCUGGAUGGAUGUGGCACCAGCAAGCCGAGGCCUUCCACUACCGCGGCGGAGCCCCUGGCACUUUUCCGGAAGGAGGAGAUGACUUACUUGCUACUACUCUCGGACCGGCGCUUCCCGCAGAUGCCAGACUGGGGUUGGACGUUUGAGCGCAUUGCGUGCUAUUGCUGGCCAGAAGCGGAUGCCAGUCUGGCCGAGACCGUGCCGGUGCAGUGCUGGCGCAAGGGCGAGCUCGCCUGCUACUGCCUCGCGGACUCCGGCCCAGACCCUCCAGGCCCUGGCUUCACCAAAGAGUGCUUGGCCUUUCGCGCACUGCCGGCGGCCUGCGAUCUGCCAAACACAGCUGUCGUGCAUGAGUGGCGCAAAGAGGAGCUGACCUACUACUCGCGUGAAGACUGGGAAGGCUACGGCCGCUUGCCAUCCUGGGGCUGGACAUACCACGGAGCUGUCUUCCGCGUCCCUGCGGCCUAG